Molecule: messenger RNA, 891 nt
Organism: Leptomonas pyrrhocoris
Lineage: Eukaryota; Euglenozoa; Kinetoplastea; Trypanosomatida; Trypanosomatidae
Product: putative trans-sialidase
Exons: 1
Coding region: 1-891 (296 amino acids)
Biological process (GO): DNA integration; DNA recombination
Molecular function (GO): DNA binding
Source: RefSeq, a predicted model, not a curated record
AUGUUUUGGGACGGGUUGGAGGCGGUGCCCCCUCACCUGUCGGCUCUGAGGAGCCAGGUCAACGAAGUGGCGGCAGACAUGUACGAGCCGACCACAUGGGAGCAGCGCACAUCACUGCUCAGAGGCUUUCAGUCGUUUUGCCUCGAAGCCGGACUGCCGCUCAACCUCGACGCGGUGCCGGUUUUCCUGGAGUCGAAGGAGCUCAAGUACUCUACCAAGGUGCAGUACGGCACCACACUGAAGUCCCUGCUCACGAGGGAGAUAGCGGUGGUAGACGCGUACCUGGCGGGAUGCCGGAAGCGCGAGGCAAAGGAGGAGGUGCGUCAGGCAGCACCGAUCACACCAGCGGACAUGCGGGCCCUGGUGGAAGGGGCCCCUUCGUGGGCCGACGCCACUGUGAUGCAGUUGGCAUGGAUGACCGCGUCGCGGUGGGGGGAGGUGAAGGAUCUCCGAGGGGAGAACCUGCUGCCACAACCGGACGGGUCGGUGAUUUUGGACUGGGCAGCCAUUCCAAAAACGGCAAAGAUCAAUCCAUACCGCGCACAUCGGUAUGUGAAGUUGCAGGGUCCCAUGGCCCAGGAGCUGCGAAAGUUGAAGGCUCAGGUCGGGGAGAGCGGCAAGCUGACUGGGCUCACGACGACACAAAUCGCACAGCGUCUGCGCGAGCGCGGAUACUCAGCACACUCCAUCAAGCGAGGAGCUCUUCAGUCAGCGGCACAGCUGGCCCAAGAGCACGCACUUCCCCCACGCUCGGUGGUGGCUCUCGCGAAGCACGCAGACCCUCUGGAUAUACCGACGACGACGGUUCGCUACAUGGGCCCAAAAACCACGGAACUCACGAAUUCUCACGUGCUGCCGGGUUUACUCGACCGUUUGGUUUUUCGGAAGUGA